Talaromyces proteolyticus is the source of this 464-nucleotide messenger RNA. RefSeq lists its product as uncharacterized. NCBI's taxonomy places the organism in Eukaryota, Fungi, Ascomycota, Eurotiomycetes, Eurotiales, Trichocomaceae. The transcript has a single exon. The coding region runs from base 175 to 417 and encodes 80 amino acids. The record is from RefSeq and is a predicted model, not a curated record.
GCCCCGUCCCGGCUUAGCCGCUAAGGUGCCAGCGGACCCAGUGGGAUGCCUACGCUAGCCCAGUCUGGUAGUUCUUCUCCAUCCUCUGCUUCCUGCCAAGCCACACCUACAUCUUUCCCAUGAACACGGCGGUAUCAUGGACUAAAUGAUGAGAGAAGAACUAAUGAGAAUUCGAUGUGCUUUCUAACCAUCUAUGAGCGAUGGCCGUUGCCCAUCCGAUGUGGUCAAUCGCGAUUAAAUAAUACCACAAUACGAGAGGUGGCACUGGACAGCAGAAGGUUGGGAUGGGAUCCCUGCAAGGACCCGCCGGGCUGUAAGCGACGGAAUUGCCUCGAAAUUAACGAUCGUUUCAACAGAAAAUUUUUUUUAUGGAGUCAUGAUUGCAAUAGAGACACAAAUGAGAUAAAAAUAAAUUAAAAUAAUGCGUGGGAUUAGAAGACCAUAGCUAUCUGAAUCUCUCUCGA